GGAGUUUUCCGCCUUUCUAGGCAAGGUUGCGUUCGGAAAUCUAGCGGAAAGAAGGACACUAGGACGAAGAUCACUGUCUGUAGAAGAUGUGCACGCAUCUAGUAUGGGGAAGAGAAAAGUGGAGAAAGUGUUCAUCGUGGAAAAGAUUGUCUGUCUUGUGCUAGAUGUGGCACCACUGCAGAGAUCCAGAAAAUUGAGAAAAUUAAAAGAAAGAAAAGUUGAAACAGUCUCCGAGAAACAUGUACAUCCGGGAGCCUGCAACGGUAUGGACGAAGUGGACGUAGAAUUGAAGAGUUUCUUUGGAUACAAGCGAAUGUUAUUGGCUAAAGAUGAACGUAUUACCGCUCUGGAGACGGAGAAUGCCAUGCUACACCUCAAACUUGCAGAAAGCCAUGGAAAUGUGGCACGUCUGAGAAAAGCCAACAGCAGCCUCUGUUGCCUUUUGUUAGACGCGAAUGAAUUCAGGAAAUCGUUAGCACCCAGACUGGAAGAGGUCAAUAUAACCAUCAAGAUCUUGCGAGAACAACUGGACGUCUUGAGGAGCAUCAUGGCUGCAUAUCUCCAUGAACUGUCCGUCAGCAGUCAAAGAGUUGAUACGUCUAUCGGCCAGCUGAUGGAAAGAACUAACGAGUCUUUCAUGUCGAGACGUAUAGCUGCUGAGACCGACAGACAGCUGGUUGGGAUGCAGCGACAACUGUCGGAUGUUACCGAACGUUAUCAAGUCGAAAAGUGUCGUCGGAGGUCACUUCACAACACGCUGGUGGAACUGCGUGGGAACAUUCGAGUUUACUGUCGAGUUCGGCCCGAGUUGUCGUUUGAUAGAGAUGAUGAUAAUGGUGACAGCAGCAGUGCUACAGGUUUGGUUGUGACUGCAAUGGACGAGGAGACUGUGUGUUUUCAACCGGUAAGGCAGAACGUUCGCGGUGAGUUGCCGCCAGUCAAGAUGUUUGAGUAUGACAGGGUGUACAGUCCCGACUGUGGUCAGUCAAACGUGUUCGACGAUGUAAAGCCAUUGCUAACAUCUCUACUGGACGGCUACAACGUAUGUGUGAUGGCAUACGGUCAAACGGGCAGCGGGAAAACGUACACGAUGCUUGGCAAGGAGGAUUACCUCCAGCCUUCGUAUGACGACUUUGCCGACUCCGAAGAAAUUGAAGACAGAGAAGGAGUCGUACCUCGGUCUGCACGAGAACUAUUUAGGCUACUUGAAGAAAGACGUCAUGAAUAUCUCUCGUUUGCGGUUGACAUUUCGGCGAUUGAGAUUUAUAAUAAUCAAAUACGAGAUUUACUGGAUAAGGAGCUGAAGACGCAUAAUGUUGUUUCGGGAAAAGACGGGGAGAUGGAGAUGCCUAAUGUAAAGACAAAGCCCGUUUCGUGUGUGAGCGAAGUGAUGCGACACGUUUUGUACAGUAUGAAAAGACGCGUCGAAGACGCCACUCUUAUUCACGAACACUCAAGCCGUUCCCAUCUCAUCGUAACCCUCACUGUCACCGCAGUAUCGAGACAAGCCACAAUGAUACCUCUCAGCGCACUCGCCACUCGAGUCGUCCUACCCGACCUUCAACUCACGCCUCCAUCGUCACCCAAUAGACAGAAAUCACAGCGACGAAGCGCUCCACACUCUACAACCGUCAGUCCACUCGUGUCCCCACCUCCUUUGUGUAACUCGUCAUUUGCCGACUUCUCUGUGUUCUCCAGUAGCUCUGGGAAGUCGGGCGGUGAGAGCGGCGUCUUCAGGACGAAGCUACAGCUUGUUGAUCUCGCUGGUAGCGAAUGUGUUGGGAUGUCGGGCGUGACGGGAAUGGGACUGCGAGAGUCGUCGUUUAUCAAUCGGAGUUUGUCCGCUUUGGCUGACGUGCUAGGCGCGUUGGGUGAGCAUAGAGGGCAUGUACCGUAUCGUAAUUCGAAGUUGACGUAUCUUCUUCAGGAUUCUAUCGGUGGAGAUGCUAAGUUGUUGAUGCUUCUUUGUGUAUCACCAUCUCACCGCUACAUGGCCGAGUCCCUACAAACACUCGGAUUCGGGUCCAGAGCACGACAAGUACAGAGAGGGCCUGUUCGUCGACGCAAGCCAUUGUUACUACAAAGUGUCUCUCUUCCAUCAUCACCCGGACGACAGGCGAGUGGCGACAGGUCCAAAUCGUCAAGUUUGUUCAAGAAUAAGUGACACAACUAACAUGCAAAGGAUGGAUGAGUGUUGGACAACAGUAAAGAUCGACUGCUAUCAAGUAUGAAAUUUGAUGAUAUGUAGAGUACAUGUGUAUAUAGAGGCAGUUUGAUACAAAUAUAUUUUUAUUAUUUUUGUCUGUACGGAUUGUUGUAUAAUUUGUCUGUAAGAUGCUGUUUGUAGUUACAUCUAUUUUUGAGAAAAACGCGAGGAAAGGAUUUAAUCGUGAUUAUUUUAGUAAUAAAUUACGUUAUGAGUAGAUGGGUAGUUAGGAAUGUCAGAUGGUAAGUGUGUAGAUGUCCUGGUGGUUAUCGUGUCUUAAAUUAGAUUUGGAAUUGGUGUG
Molecule: messenger RNA, 2507 nt
Organism: Corticium candelabrum
Lineage: Eukaryota; Metazoa; Porifera; Homoscleromorpha; Homosclerophorida; Plakinidae
Product: kinesin-like protein KIF25
Exons: 18
Coding region: 104-2164 (686 amino acids)
Biological process (GO): microtubule-based movement; regulation of DNA-templated transcription
Cellular component (GO): microtubule cytoskeleton
Molecular function (GO): ATP binding; microtubule binding; microtubule motor activity
Source: RefSeq, a predicted model, not a curated record